CCCAAAAUAUUAUCAUUACCGCACAUGUAGUGUGGUGUACACGAUUAAUUACAAACGUUUUAAUUUUUUUACAAACAUUUUUUGAGUUUGGUGACUUGUUCAAUCGUUUCUCCCGUCUAGUACCCACCUAUCGCUUGCGAAAUGUUGGCGGAGUCGAGGAAAAGACGGAAAAAUCCUAUUCACAGCAUUAGUUUGUCGGCUCCGAAUCAUUGGACCAACGAUGACUCCAAGUUUGGUCAAAAAAUGUUGGAAAAAAUGGGCUGGUCUAAAGGUUUGGGUCUCGGCAAAAACAAUCAAGGGAUCUCAGAAAAUAUUAAAGUCCUACAUAAAGUGACUCCAACAGGGCUUGGUUUUGUAGCGCACAACGCUGACGAUUGGUUUAAAGCGGGCGACGACUAUGCACGUCUGUUAGCUCAGUUAACACAAAAUAUUGACGAUGAACACGUAACGUCCGAUUGCAAACACGAUGUGGCCUCAAAAAAAUCUCUAAUGGAAAAUUCUUUAAAUUCCAGAUCAAGAGUUCACUAUCACAAAUUUACAAGAGGUAAAGAUUUAACAAAAUACAAAAGCGAGGAGUUGGCUUGCAUUUUGGGUAAAGGCAUAAAAGACACAGAACCGUCGACGUCUUUAAAUAUGAAUGAUUACUUCAAAACAAAACGGAAGAGCAAAAACUUGAAUCCGAGUGAAAAUGAGACUUAUGUUGUUGAUGAAACGACAAGUCCAGACAUGGUUACCGAAGAAGAAAAUGAUGAAGACGAAAGCCAAAAUGUUAUUUCCAAGAGAAAAAAACUGAAAUCCAAAUCGACUGGGGAAAAUGAAGUAGAAAUAUUAGAUACAAACGAGCAAGAUUCUCCUUUUGGUAAAAAAAGGAAGUUAGAACAAACGCUCGAUCAAAAUACGAAUGAAUUAGUCUUGGAAGAAUCAAAUUCCAAGGCGGAGAGAAGAAAAAAAAAAAAGAACAGCAAAAAAAAUAAGAAGCUGAUACCAUCUAAUGACGAUUUUAUUGACAGCAAAAUUCAAACCGAUAAAACAAGUGACAACCAUGACUUGUCUUCAAGUAAUAAAAGUGAAUUAGAAAAAUCACUUGAUAGUGAUGUUGACGAAAUGAUAACAUUAGACACGUCAAAUUUGAAAUCAGAUAGCAAAAAGAAAAAGAAGAGCAGCAAAAAAAUUAACGGUAUUGUCAAUCAAGAACACCAAAAUCAAAUUGUAAUAAAAAACGAAACAAACGCGAGUCUCGAAGAAAGCGAUCAGUUGAGUAAAAAGAAAAGUAAAUGUAUUACGGAUUGUGAACUCAAUCCGUCCGAAAAAAAACUUGAAGAAAACGCUCAAGUUAUUAAUAAAAAAAAGAAAAGCAAGUCAAAAGUCAAAGACGAAGUUCAUUCGGAGAACGAAACAAACUUAUCUGACAAAAAUGACGAUAAAGUGAAAAAUACAGAAAUAAAAUCUGAAGAUAGUUGUUGCAAUAACAUUGUUUCAGAAAAAAAUGUGGAGCCCGUUUUAGAAAACACAGACCUGACGCAUAAGUAUCAGACUUUAGUCGAUUUAAUUGUAGAAAAUAGUUCUGCGGGUAAAAAAUACUGUAAGGGGGAAACACCUGCUCAAUUUGAAGAACAAAUAAAAGAAUUUAUCGGAAGCGUGAAAAAAGAUCCCAAGACGACAGUGGCGCCCACUCAUGUCGCUACGCCCGAAGCAACAAAGCCCUCCAUCGACGAUUCAGUGUCCGAUAGCAAAUCUACAAAUUUAAAUCCGGAUGACGAAAAUUUCAUCCAAGAAUUCGAAGUGCAAAAAAACAAAAUGCUCUCCGACAAAGCAAAACAUCAAGGAGUCUCCAAGUUUGUCAACGAUAAAACAAUGUUUGUGGCCAAGCACGGCAGACUGUUAUUCUUUGGUAGCAAUUUAAAUGAUAUCAAAGGCUAUGGUGAAUUUUAAAAAUGGACGUGUAAAUAUAUAAUUGUUAAUUAUUGAUAAAAAAAAUUAAAAUUAAAAAAAAUACGCUAAAAAAUGU
This is a messenger RNA of Adelges cooleyi (spruce gall adelgid), 2008 nucleotides long. RefSeq names its product PIN2/TERF1-interacting telomerase inhibitor 1-like. NCBI's taxonomy places the organism in Eukaryota, Metazoa, Arthropoda, Insecta, Hemiptera, Adelgidae. The coding region runs from base 142 to 1932 and encodes 596 amino acids. Gene Ontology annotation, molecular function: nucleic acid binding; telomerase inhibitor activity. The record is from RefSeq and is a predicted model, not a curated record. Gene Ontology annotation, cellular component: nucleolus. The transcript has 4 exons. Gene Ontology annotation, biological process: regulation of ribosome biogenesis.